Messenger RNA from Ilex paraguariensis (yerba mate), 2898 nucleotides. The record is from the annotation of a GenBank genome assembly. Lineage: Eukaryota; Viridiplantae; Streptophyta; Magnoliopsida; Aquifoliales; Aquifoliaceae.
UUGAAACUUUAUAAUCUUUACUGCAAGUGGUUUCUUUUGCACGAGCUUAGCUUUCCCUGAAAAAAGUUAGGGUUUCCUCACAGAAAUGGUCAAUCCCCUUGAGAUUAGCUUGGGGUUUUCUGUCGGAAUCCAUUAAAGCUCCAUCCUUUUCUUUCUCAUUUCCGCCUUUUCUUCCAGCUCCGAAGACUGGUCGGUACUUCUUCUAUUCCACAACAUCUCAGCACCAAUCAAUUUCUGAAUACAUACAUAUGUGUAUAUGUGCGUGUUCUUGUUUCACUGAUAUUUGAGAUUGAACUUUUGAAGGGCAACAGAGAUAUAUUAAGCUAAAUAAAGAAAAAUUGGUCAUUAUUGGCGACUAAAGCGGAAUUGGCUAUUUUAUGGAGUUGCUUUUUCGGAGACGUACAUGUGAAGCAAAUUAGUGUUUUCAUGCUCUCCACAACUGUUCACUUCAUCAAAUGCAAGCUUUUACUGCGUGAACAUGGGAGUUUCUGGAUCGUGUUCUUCUUGUUUUUGCUACUUGCUACUCAGAACCUGUAAAUUGAUCUUUUAGGGUUGUUCGACAUACUCAAUUUUGGCAGAUUAAAGACAUCCAUUAUGGUUACUUUUGAUGCUUUGACUUCACAGCUCUGGAGAUGUAAUCAUAUUCAGAGUCGAAUUGAUUGGUAUCUGUAGCGGGUUCGACCCAAGCUUAAGGUCUCUUUGACCGUUCUAGGGUUAUAUAGUUGUAAUUAAAGUAGGUUGUUUGAGCGUAGUAAGGUUUUUAAUGAUGGAGGAUAUUGGGUUGUUUAAGCAAGGGUGGAAAUGGUUGCAAUCUGAAAAGCAUUUUUAUUCAGUUGUGCAAACUACCACUAGCUGUUUCAGGGACAAAAUUGGGAUUUUCAUAGAGCGUCACUGGCCGAUGGUUUGCUGUGGGUGUGCAAGACUAGGAAGCGUUCUGCUCUUCUUGUUGAUUCAUUGGAGGGAUUGCAUUUAUCGGGGUGUUCGGUCAUUUCUUGGGCUGGGUUCAGCAGCACUGCUUGUUAUUAUGUGGAGUUGCUUUCUUAGUUUGACAUCAGUGUCUUGCCUCGUCUAUGUACUUCUUAGUAUGGGAGCUGCUGGUGCUGCUGUUCGGUACUUGGGUUACACUCCUGGACUUUUUAUUGUGGGGCUGUUUGCUAUUUUAAUUCUGUGGAUGUAUGCUAACUUUUGGAUAACCGGUACAUUGUUUAUAGUUGGAGGUUAUCUGUUUUCCUUGAAUCAUGCACGGUUGGUGGUGUUGAUGGCAACUGUAUAUUCCAUUUAUUGUGUCAAAGUUCGAGUUGGAUGGCUUGGAGUUCUUCUCUCAAUAAACCUUGCAUUCCUCUCAAAUGACACAUUGAAUUACUUGCUCCAAUGGUGUGACAAUAUGAGUGAAAACACACACUUUGAAGAGCACAAACAAUCAGAGUCAUCGACGGAAGAUGACUUUUCUACCGGGAGUGACUAUUCUGUUUCUACUGAUGAAGCUGAAAAGUUGAACUCUUGUAAAUCAUCCAGCAAAAUGACUGCUACUUCAUCUCAUGUCAGCAAGCAAAAUGAGUCUUCUGUUGACCCAGUGGUAAAAGAAGAUGCAAAUUCAAUGAAUGAAAUGAAACGGAUUUUGAGUACCCUUGAUCAUUAUGAAGCACUUGGAUUCUCCCGUCACAAAAAAAUUGAUGCUACAUUGUUAAAGAAGGAGUAUCGGAAAAAGGCCAUGCUUGUGCACCCUGAUAAAAAUAUGGGAAGCCCGCUAGCAAGUGAAUCGUUCAAGAAACUUCAGUGUGCAUAUGAGGUUCUUUCUGAUUCCACAAAGAAGAGAGACUAUGAUGAGCAACUAAGAAAGGAGGAAUAUAAGAGCGUCUCAGAAAAGUCACAUACUACUACACAUCAGGAUAGACCUGAAUAUUGCUCAGAAGAAUCAAGACGUAUACCAUGCACAAAAUGUGGCAAUUCUCACAUUUGGAUUUGCACAAAUAGGACUAAAGUCAAGGCAAGAUGGUGUCAGGAUUGCUGUCAAUAUCAUCAAGCCAAGGAUGGAGAUGGAUGGGUUGAAUACAAAGGGUCACUUGUCUUUGAUCGGCCUCGAAAGGUGGAAAUACCACGUGCUUUUGUUUGUGCCGAGAGCAAGAUCUUUGAUGUGUCAGAAUGGGCCAUAUGUCAGGGAAUGGCUUGUAAGCCCAAUACCCAUCGGCCCAGCUUUCAUGUAAACAUGGUUGGAUUGCAGAAAGGUCAGAGGUCUAACUCAAGCAGGUACUCAUGGGAUUUGGAUGCUGAAAUGAUGGUUGAAGAGGAAGAAUUUGAGCUGUGGCUUCAGCAAGCUCUAGCCUCUGGCCUCUUUUGUGAGACAGCCAAGCGCAGAAAGACUUGGAGUCCAUUCAAGUUGCAUCAGAAGAAAGGAAAGAAACAAUGGCAAAGAUCUUCAUGAAUGGCAAGAUCAGAGGGGGUUGCAACCAUCCCCGCACACUACCACCACCAGAACCACCAACAGAGGAAAAGAGAAAAACAGACAGAAGACAUCAUAAUUCAUGGGAUGCCUCAAUGUGUUCUCCAAAGGUGCCUGAUCUUAUCAAAGGAGAUGGGAUGAAAGAUGGUUUAGGGUGGGGUUGAGAAAUAUGUGAAAACUACUAGUUUUACAAAUUAAUAGUGUAAAUAAGUUUUUAGAAUUUUCUUGCAGCAUUUUCUCUGUUGCAGAUUCCACUUCAGUUUUCUUAGUGCCUUUACCAUUCACUUGGAAUAUUGUGAGAGGGAACACAACUGAGUGAGUGUCUGUCCAUGUACAUUGAUGAUACCGUUAAGCAUUCUGCCUUGUAUUACGCUGUCGUAAUAAAAGGAGAGAAAAAAAGGGAAUUUCCUACCAGUACCUUCUGUUCAAUUGGAUAUAAACUGCAAUCUGAACUAUGA